AGCAUUAUGAGGGAAUUUCAAGAGGUGUAUUCAUUCAUAUUACAUAUAUUUACAAUAUAUUUUGAUUUGUAAAAAAUAUUGUCAAACAAAUAUAAUAAAUAAUGUUGGAGAAAUAAAAAAAUAUAAUAAUAACUACCAAAAAGUAGUUAUCAAACUGAUUUUCCUGAACCCCCUUUUUUUUUUCACAUUAAACACCCACAGGUGUAGGACUUGAAUCCAUAAAUUCAAGCUUGUUCAGGGACCUCAGCAUUACCCUCAACUGCUAAGCGAAGACAUCAGUGGUUCUUAACCCCUAAUUAAACAGCUAAAACUUUAAUUAUUUCCCUGGUACUGGAAGCAUCACCCUUAUUCUUUCAACCUUUUGACUUUCCGAUAUACCUUCAACUAUACACCACCCUCUUCAAGAUUUCAACUAUACUCCUUUCCAGUCCCUUUUCUGUAACAUCAUUGAUCAUCCACCGAAACCUUCUUCAUCCGUCCUCAACAUCAAUCCAAGUUUUCUGAUUAGAUACUACUAUGUGAUUCUCAUCCGUUUUUCUUCCCCCAUCCUCUUAUAAACGUAGUUAGAUCGAGUUGAAUGGCUGAAAUAGCAGUGUGUUUUCUGGUGGACCAGCUCUCGGCAUGGAUUUCCAAAGAGCAACAGCUCCUGGGAAGCCUCAGGGAAAAUGCAGAGUCUAUUCGAGACGAGAUGGGCCACAUCAGAGCCUUUUUAAGGGUGGCAGAUCAAAAGCAAGAAGUUGACCCACAGCUGGAAGAAUGGAUCAAGCAAGUUCGAGAUGUUGCUUAUGAUGCCGAAGAUGUGAUGGACAAAUUUAUGCUCUGGUUGGCAGGGCGCCGGCGGACAGAUGGGGUUCUUGGCCGUAUCAAACAAAUAUAUGUCUCGGUCAAGAAUUUGAAAGCUCGCCAUCAACUUGUUUCUGAAAUGCGAGCAAUUCGGUCCAGGGUGCAAAGCAUUUCAAAAGGACAGCAGCGAUACAAAGACAUCUAUGGGACUUCCGAAUCUGCUCCUGCUAGGAGAACGUGGUAUGAUAGUCGAGGAGAUGCACUAUUGCUGGAAGAAACAGAGGUUGUGGGCAUAAAAAAGCCAAAGAAACAACUGGUCGAAUGGCUUUCUUCAACUGAUCAUACUUCUGGUCUUAAAGUGAUAUCAGUGGUGGGAACUGGAGGGUUGGGUAAAACCACCCUGGUCAGAAAGGUCUAUGAUGAUGCAGCAGUGAGGUUGCGUUUCAGUACUCGUGUGUGGAUGACAGUUUCAAACUCGUUCAAGCUCUACGAGCUUCUGAGAACCAUGAUCCGGAGGCUUACUGCUGAUGUCAAUAAACAGCCUCCUCAGGGACUAGAAGCCAUGGAUGCUGAUGAAAUGAAGGAAUUUGUUCAUAAGUUUCUCCAGAAUAGUACUUACAUAGUAGUUCUAGAUGAUAUUUGGAAUCUCACUGCCUGGGAGGCUAUUAGGUAUGCAUUUCCCAGAAGCGGAACGAGUGGCUUCAUCAUUAUCACUACUCGUUUUCAAAGCAUAGGCUGCGCUGCUAGUACUGAAAGUAAUGGAUACCUCUAUAAUAUGCAACCUCUGCCUCAAGAAGAGUCAAAGACAUUGUUCUACAGAAAGGCCUUCUUGGGGGGCUCAUGUCCUAGUUAUCUGGAACAAAUUGCCAACAUUGUCUUGAAGAGAUGUGAAGGUCUGCCCCUUGCCAUUGUAGUUAUCGGAAGCCUCUUAGCUACCAAGAACAACAACAUUGAAGAAUGGAACAAGUUCCUCCGAAACCUUGGUGAUGAAUUAGAAGGCGACCGUCUAAGGAGAAUGACCAAAUUACUCUCCCUCAGUUACUAUGACUUGCCUUACUAUCUGAAAUCUUGUUUCUUGUACUUAAGCAUUUUCCCAGAGGAUCACAAUAUAUAUAUGACCAGGCUGAUUCGGCUGUGGAUCGCUGAAGGAUUUGUACAGCCAAAGGAGGCGAAAACAAUGGAAGAAGUUGCAGAGGACUAUGUUAAAGAGCUGCUUGACAGAAGCCUAAUCCAAGUCAGAGAGACACCAGAUUACAAUAUGCCCGUAAGAAUUCAUAUUCAUGACAUCCUGCAUAGAAUGAUCAUAUCCAAGUCGAAAGAACAGAGCUUCGUGACCAUAGCUAACGGUGGACACACGCAAUGGCCAGCUAGGGUCCGACGACUAGCCAUUCAUGGUUCCGUAGACAAUAUGGCAGAUCUUGGAAGCAAUCAUCACAUCCAAUCUGUGGUUGUGCUGGACAACCACCAUCGAGUAUCUAACCUGACAUUGUCCAAGUUGCUAGGCAGUGCUUGUGGGCUACUAAAGGUAUUAGAACUCAGAGGUUCUUUGACAGAGAAGAUCCCAGAUGAAGUUUUCAAAUUAUAUCAGCUCAGGUACCUCGGCCUAAAUACCACAAAUGUAAAUUCCAUCCCGAAAUCAAUCCAGAACCUUGAGAAUCUAGAGACAUUAGAUCUCAGUGACACGAAAGUGGCAGAAUUGCCAGUUGAAAUUCUAAGGCUCCGACGACUUCGUCAUCUCUUGGUCUAUAAUUCCACAAUUCACAGAGGUUACUGGCCUUUUGAUGAAGAACACAAUUGUAGAGCUCCGUACAGAAUCGGAUGCUUAUCAUCCCUACAGACUCUUUCACACAUUGAAGCUACUCAAGCUAAUGAAACUAGGGUUGUGAGGGAGAUAGGCAAGCUAACACAACUGAAGAAAUUAGGAGUCACGAAGCUGAGAGAAGAAGAUGGAGAAGAACUGUGCAUCUCACUCACAAAGCUCACAGUCCUCCAGUCACUGCUGAUUGCAUCAAUUGACGAAGAGGAAAUAAUGGAUUUGCAGUAUCCUCUGUCUCCGGCGCCUCCAAUCAGAUGGUUAGAACUGAGAGGGCGGUUACUGAAGGUACCCGAGUGGAUACCUUCUCUUCAAGGCCUCACCGGGUUGCAUCUGAGAUGGAGCAAGAUCAAUGAGGAUCCAACGGAAUCCCUUCAACAUUUGCCCAACUUGAGGUUUCUUGAACUCGACCUUGCCUAUGAAGGUGACAGAUUGUGCUUCAAAUCAGCAGGGUUUAAGAGGCUGAAGAAGCUUUUACUUGUAAGGUUAAACGGAUUGAAAUGGGUAGAGAUUGAGGAGGGUUCGAUGCCCUUUCUCCAAGCGCUGUGCGUACGGGGCUGCAAAUUGGUGGAGGAGGUUCCUUUGGGAAUUGAUCAUUUGACACAUCUUAAAUGCAUUGAGUUUUCGGACAUGUCUGAGAGAUUUGUUGAGAAACUCGAAAAGCAGAGAGACGAAGAAGGGGAUGACUGGAAGCUGGCGCACCUUCCCAAAAUCGAGAUAUAUUCUCUGAUUAACGAAAAAUGGCAAGGCAGGCGGUUGUAGUAGUCCUCGUCGCGGCUCCAUUAAGUUUGUAUUAAUUAUACCAUAAAUAUAAUUUAUUUAUUUUAUAAUUAUUAUAAUUAAUUUGAUUCCACCAAACUCAAAUAUGAAUUUUCUAGAAUAGGGAUAAUAAAAU
Molecule: messenger RNA, 3491 nt
Organism: Sesamum indicum (sesame)
Lineage: Eukaryota; Viridiplantae; Streptophyta; Magnoliopsida; Lamiales; Pedaliaceae
Product: disease resistance protein RPM1
Biological process (GO): defense response to other organism
Molecular function (GO): ADP binding
Source: RefSeq, a predicted model, not a curated record